AUGUCGGUCUCUCCACCCCCGCGCGGCAGCGGUACAUCCGGCUACGUGCAACGCAAUUUCGCGCUCAUGAAGCCGCGUAACCGGGGCUACGGCGCGCCCUACCCACCCGUUUCAGGCGCCAACAACGCCGCCGAGAAACCAUUCAAGCAGCGUAUGCCGGAUAAGCAGAUCCUCGAGCAUGACCGACGGCGCGCGAUUGAAGUGAAGGUUAUGGAGGAGCGGGAGAGAUUGGAAGAGGAGAAUGAGCGGAUUGAGGAAGAGCAGGCGAAAUCUAAGUCUCAGUCUAAGGGGAAAGGGAAGGGGAAAGAGGCAGGCGAGGAUGAAGCUGAUAAGGGAGAGAAGGUGUUAUCCGAGGAAGAAAUUGAUGAGCGGUGCGAGGCGCUGCGGCAGCGUCUGAUUAAGGAACUGGAGGAGGAAGAGGCCGGAGGUGCUCGACGAGUCAAAAGAACUCUUCUGCCUAAGGAUCGACGACAGCUUAAAUCUUAUCAGGUGCACGAGCUGGCGGAGGCGAAGAUCGAGGAAAGUGAGCGGUUGCGCAAGGCGUUGGGCAUUCAGGAGGAUCGGCAGACUGGGGAGCUUAGUGGUGGGCGACGGCCAUACGAGGAUAGGGGUCGGAGGAGGGAUUAUUAG
Penicillium lagena is the source of this 630-nucleotide messenger RNA. It is a transcript of the gene cwc21, whose product is annotated as U2-type spliceosomal complex subunit CWC21. The transcript has a single exon. The record is from RefSeq and is a predicted model, not a curated record. Lineage: Eukaryota; Fungi; Ascomycota; Eurotiomycetes; Eurotiales; Aspergillaceae. The coding region runs from base 1 to 630 and encodes 209 amino acids.